Messenger RNA from Alexandromys fortis (reed vole), 846 nucleotides. RefSeq names its product ladybird homeobox 1 (gene Lbx1). Gene Ontology annotation, biological process: regulation of transcription by RNA polymerase II. The record is from RefSeq and is a predicted model, not a curated record. NCBI's taxonomy places the organism in Eukaryota, Metazoa, Chordata, Mammalia, Rodentia, Cricetidae. Gene Ontology annotation, cellular component: nucleus. The transcript is spliced from 2 exons. The coding region runs from base 1 to 846 and encodes 281 amino acids. Gene Ontology annotation, molecular function: DNA-binding transcription factor activity, RNA polymerase II-specific; sequence-specific double-stranded DNA binding.
AUGACUUCCAAGGAGGACGGCAAGGCGGCGCCGGGGGAGGAGCGGCGGCGCAGCCCUCUGGACCACCUGCCGCCGCCCGCCAACUCCAACAAGCCCCUGACGCCGUUCAGCAUCGAGGACAUCCUCAACAAGCCGUCAGUGCGGAGAAGUUACUCGCUGUGUGGGGCGGCGCACCUGCUGGCGGCCGCCGACAAGCACGCGCCGGGCGGCUUGCCCCUGGCCGGCCGCGCUCUGCUCUCGCAGACCUCGCCGCUGUGCGCGCUGGAGGAGCUCGCCAGCAAGACCUUUAAGGGACUGGAGGUCAGCGUCCUGCAGGCAGCCGAAGGCCGCGAUGGGAUGACCAUCUUCGGGCAACGACAGACGCCCAAGAAACGACGAAAAUCACGCACGGCCUUUACCAACCACCAGAUAUACGAGUUGGAGAAACGUUUUCUAUACCAGAAGUACCUGUCCCCGGCAGAUCGCGACCAAAUUGCGCAGCAGCUGGGCCUCACCAACGCACAGGUCAUCACCUGGUUCCAGAAUCGGCGCGCCAAGCUCAAGCGGGAUCUGGAGGAGAUGAAGGCCGACGUGGAGUCCGCCAAGAAACUGGGCCCCAGCGGGCAGAUGGACAUCGUGGCACUGGCCGAACUCGAGCAGAACUCGGAGGCUUCGGGCGGCGGCGGUGGCGGCUGCGGCAGGGCCAAGUCUAGGCCCGGUUCUCCCGCGCUCCCCCCAGGAGCCCCGCAAGCCACGGGCGGUGGGCCAUUGCAGCUCUCGCCGGCCUCUCCACUCACGGACCAGCGAGCCAGCAGCCAGGACUGCUCAGAGGACGAGGAAGACGAAGAAAUCGAUGUGGACGAUUGA